This is a messenger RNA of Peronospora farinosa, 1392 nucleotides long. NCBI's taxonomy places the organism in Eukaryota, Oomycota, Peronosporomycetes, Peronosporales, Peronosporaceae. The record is from the annotation of a GenBank genome assembly.
AUGACGGAGCAGACGAUAACGGACCAGGAUAAAUCCGUGGAGGAAUUAGUUUCUUUCUUGUCACAUCCACGACCAGAGUUGCGCAAAGCAGCGUCCAGUCUACUUAUUAACAUGACGGCAUCGGACCAAGGGAUGUUUCAGUUGCUACAGCUCAAGAAGUUUGAUGUGGUACAAGCGCUUUGUCGCAUUGUUAGCGACAUGCGGCCCAUUGCAGAGGACGCUAUCAAGGCACUUAUCAACUUAACGGCAGCCAAUCCAGUGGCCUGUGAGCGUGCACUCAAGUUUGAUCUGCUAAAUCGCGUCAUGGCCCAAGUGGAGGACGAUGAGUGGCAUCUGACUGACUAUUCCAUGAUGUUGCUGGCCAAUGUAACUACAACAAUAGAAGGCACAAAGGCUCUGUUAGGGUACGAUGACAAGUCAACGGAUGCUGCUAUUGCUCUGCGUGAAAAGAAGAUUCGUACACUUACUAGCUCAUUUCUAGAAGGAAAACCAGAGCCUGAUGGAGUUGACAGCUCAACGGGUGAACCCACAUGGGACGACGAGUACCAGUAUGUGGCAAACAUUCUGGCUAACAUUAGCCAGUUGGAACAAGGGCGAGACUUUUUACUCAAGAUGCGUCAAAGUACGUCACUGGCGGGUGCGCUUCUUCCGCAACUCAAAUCACCUAAUGUCGUGCGUCGGCGAGGUAUCACAGCUGCACUCAAGAACUUGUGUUUUGACUCAGACAACCACUUCUACUUGUGCGACCAAUUGGAUAUUCCCACUCAUAUGAUGGUCUUGCUUGCUGGUCCGGAGGAACUCGAUGAGGACGACAAGAUGGGCAUGAACCCGGUGGUGUAUAGCCAAGGUAACAAGAAAAAGCGAGAGCACGAUCGACUAGUUCGUCUUGCUGCUGUGGACUGCCUAUUGCUGCUGUGCACGACACGCACCGGGCGUAACGAGCUGCGUCGCAAGAAAGCAUACCCGAUCAUUCGUAACGCUCACUUGGAGGAGCCCGAUGAGGAGAUUGGCGACCAGAUCUACAAACUUGUGGACUUCCUCAUUCGUGACGAAGAGGGUGAGGAGCCUGACUGGAAUGAGGUGCGCACAAAGUCAUUUGCAGCUGAUCAAGAAACUAAAACGACUGGGAACGGCGAAGUGGUGGUGCCGCCGAUCCUAGCAGCACCGCUCAAGGCGACUGUGCCAAAAGAGCCCAAGGUACAAACCAAGAUUAGCAAGAAACAGAAGGCGCUGGAGAAGACAGUCGUUACGGCAUCGUCAACCCUUCCAACGAGUGGAGAGGAUGAAGAAGUCUCGGAGGAUAUUGCUAGUCAGCUCGCUAACGAGAUCUCGGCUCUGGACGUGAGUAGCGACGAGGAAGAGGAGGACGCGGGCGAUCUCGGCGUGGAUUAA